GCAGUGUGGCCACGUUAGCGUCUAGCUAACUUACGUUAGCUAGCUACUAGUACUGUAAUGUUCAUCUAGCUUCAUGAAUACAUGCAAUGUCUGCAUUGUAGCUAGCUAACGUAAACAUACUAAACUCCACGCAAUGGUAAAGGAAGUUUAGAAUUAACUUCACCGCGGAGUGGAGCCGAGACCAGUCGGUGGUUGUAUUUGAUUAAGUUUUAUUGAAAAAGUAUUGUAACGACAGUUAUAGUAUGUAUUUCAGCAAACAAAGGCACGACACUUCUGAGGAAAAACAAAGCCACCCAAAAAGAAGGCUGCAGCCAAGUCUGCCAAAGGGAAGACACCCACAGUAGUAGAUGGCCUUUCCACGGAGGAGAUGUCGAAGGAGCAGCUGGAGGAGCACAUUGUGCGGCUGCGGGAGGAGCUGGACAGGGAGAGGGAGGAGAGGAACUACUUCCAGCUGGAGAGGGACAAGAUCCACACCUUCUGGGAGAUCACCAAGAGACACCUGGACGAGAGGAAGGCAGACCUGAGGAACAGAGACCGGGAGAUGGAAGAGGCUGAGGAGCGCCACCAAGUAGAGAUCAAGGUGUACAAGCAGAAAGUGAAGCAUCUGCUGUAUGAGCACCAGAACAGCAUCUCAGAGCUGAAGGGAGAGGGAGUGGUCUCUAACAAGCUGAUGCAGAACGAGCACGCCGAGCUGGAGAACGAGCUCUGCAAGGGCAUGCGCACCCUCAAAGUGGACUUUAAGGAGCAGGAGCUCUCCAACGAGAACCUCAUCAAGGGCCUCAAACUGAAAAACGACCAGGAAAUUACCAAAACGAGAAAUGACUUUGAGAGACAAGUGCAAGAAAUUGAGGCCAAGUAUGAGAAGAAGAUGCAGAUGCUGCGUCAGGAGCAGGACCUGAGGAGGAAGACAGAGAUCCACGAGAUCGAGGAGAGGAAGAACAGCCAGAUCAACACGCUGAUGAAGAACCACGAGAAGGCUUUCAGCGACAUCAAGAACUACUACAACGACAUCACCCUCAACAACCUGGCCCUCAUCAACUCACUCAAGGAGCAAAUGGAGGAGAUGAAGAGGAAGGAGGAGCGUCUGGAGAAGGACAUGGCAGAGGUGCUGCUGCAGAACAAGCGCCUGACGGAGCCCCUGCAGAGGGCCAAGGAGGAGGUGACCGAGCUGCAGAAACAACUGGCCAACUACGAGAAGGACAAGACCUCACUGGCGGGGGCCAAAGCACAUUUGAAGGUCGCAGACAAGGAGAUGAAAGACCUGAAGUGGGAACACGAAGUGCUGGAACAGAGGUUUAGUAAGGUCCAGGUGGAGCGUGAUGACCUGUAUAAGAAGUUCACCCAGGCCAUCCAGGAGGUGCAGCAGAAGAGUGGCUUUAAGAACCUCCUGUUGGAGAGGAAACUGGGGGCUCUGACCAACACCCUGGAGAAGAAGGAGGCUCAGCUCAACGAGGUGCUGUCUGCCUCCAACUUGGACCACACCGCCCUCGGCGUGGUCACACGCAAACUGGAGGAAGUUUUGGACUCCAAGAACAUUGCGAUCAAAGACUUGCAGUAUGAGUUGGCGCGGGUUUGUAAGGCCCAUAAUGACCUGCUGAAAACCUAUGAGGCCAAGCUGCAGGCCUUUGGGAUCCCUAUGGAGGAGCUGGGCUUCAAGCCCCUGGAGAGCAGUGUGGCUGGACACUCCCUGGGCCAGGGCCCUGCAGGCCUGGUGUCUGCCCCCACAUGAGGCCCCCAGGUUGGGCUCAGAGACACAAACACUCCCCUCACCCACACAGACUAUCACUUACUGCAGUGCUAAUGUGACUCUUCUUUCUAUCUCACUCUCUCUUUAUUGUAACGUUUGAUAGAAAUACUACUGAAGAUCAACAGCAACUCUCUGUUUGCGAAGAUGAACUGGUCUUUUUCCACUACACUGUAAACAUUUCCAAAUAAACAUAUUUUUAAAAGUAUCUCAGCUGCUGUAUGUGUAUAUACUCACACAUGGUGGAGGAACAACAAUAUGUAUGUUUUAUGCCGAGAUGAGAUCCAUGUUUGUUUGUUCAGUCAUCUCACUAAAUCUGAAGGGCAGGCAAAAACCUAUAACAUAGACACCAGGGUAGAUCAGCAUAUCAUCAGGACUAUCAAAUCCCAACUCAAACAGGAUUUCCUGAGUCUCACUGCCAACAAAGUUAUUUUUCUGAGGAGCCUGCUAUAGAGAGCAAUAGUAAUGGCGUAUUUUUGUAGGCACUAAUUCCAGCAUGGUGCGUUGAGCGAAGCCUAUGGGAAAAUGAAUGGAGUUUUUGCAGGGUUUUUGAAUGAAUGCCAAAAAUAAGGGCUGUGGUAAACACAGGCUUAGGAGAUCUUAUAUAUUUUGUUCUACAAGAUAAUCAUCAUCAGCUAACAUCACUUUUGUGAAUUUUGAAGCAUUUAUGUAAUAAAAUUUAAAAAACAACACCCAACGGCUUCUUAAUUCAUAAAGGUCACGUUAACUGACUGAUAUCUCAUAGAACAAAACGUAUWAGCACUCUAUCUCAAGAAAGAAAGUUAAAUCAAGCUACUUUUAAAGCUCGGACUCUGGUGAUCCUUCUACAUUUUUGGAAAACAGUAAAUGGACUAAAGCGCACAAAUUCAUCUUCCUUGCCUAAGCAAGUUCUGUCUGACACUGGCAUCAUAACUGAGAAGAAUAGGAUAAGUGAUGCUUUAAUCAUUUUAUCUCGGCAGGCUUUUUAUUUGAGAAAAACAGUGAUUGACCCUGGUCAGUCAAUCAACUGCUCUUCCCUCUGCCAGUCUCCAGCUGACUCGAUGGUUAACCAGUCAACUUCAAGUGAAUCUUUGUUUUAAUUUCAACAAUUUACUAUUUGUGAUGUGCUAGAUGCCUUGCUUAAGAUUAAUGUAAAAAAAAAUCCACUAGGGCUGGUAUGCUUGAUGAAUUUUUGCUGGAGCUCUCUGCCCCCCUGUUACUGAAUCAUUAACCCAUAUGUUUUACCUGAAUGUAUAGCCCGUUUGUGUGGUAUUAGGUAAUAUGUUAAUAUUAACUCUGCUGUUGUUAUUAUUGUACUAUUAAUAACAUAACAAUAAUACCUGGUUAUAAGAUACAGUCCUUACCCUUUGUGCUAUUGCAGUUCUGUUCCAUUUUUAUUUACUCUCGUCCCUCAUUUGAUAUGCAUACAUUCAUCCUGCUCUAUUCAUUGCAUUCCAUGUGUACAUUCAUUGUCUCUCUGUUUCUGUACCUUUACAGAACCAUACCCAUGUACAUACCCAUGUUCAUCUUCUCCUGUGUGUGAUUAAAGUUAUUGUGUGUGAUUAAAGUUCCUGCUUUGUUCCCCUCUAA
Messenger RNA from Salvelinus sp. IW2-2015, 3313 nucleotides. RefSeq names its product growth arrest-specific 8 (gene drc4). The record is from RefSeq and is a predicted model, not a curated record. Gene Ontology annotation, cellular component: motile cilium; microtubule; Golgi apparatus. NCBI's taxonomy places the organism in Eukaryota, Metazoa, Chordata, Actinopteri, Salmoniformes, Salmonidae. Gene Ontology annotation, molecular function: microtubule binding; small GTPase binding. Gene Ontology annotation, biological process: flagellated sperm motility.